AACCACCGCAGGAAAAAAUCGCUUCUGGAAGGCGACACCUCGUCAAAAGGCAGGAACAGAACAGCCAAGAGGAAAGAGCGCUCUCUCAAUCCGUUUGCCCGGUAGCCCCUUCUGUUUUUGGCUGCCUCAACUACUACUAUUCACAGACAUCAGUCUACUCCAUCGGCUUUGGCGGGUGCUGAAGGAGUUGCUCCCUGUGAAGGUCUGAUAUUACGAUCGAGUCUUCCUCUCUUUAUCAUUAUUACAUUUAUUUAAUACGAACUUGCGACGCUCUUGCAUAAUCAGCCAUGUACGGGACAUCUACCGGCCCUCAGACGGGCAUUAAUACUCCUCGCUCCUCUCAAUCCCUCCGCCCACUCAUCCUCACACAUGGAUCCCUCGAGUUCUCUUUCCUCGUUCCCACGUCUUUACACUUUCAGGCUGCACAGCUAAAAGAUACAUUCAAUGCUUCAUUGCCGCCGCCUACAGAUGAUUUGGCUCAAGACGACGAGCCGUCCUCAGUACUCGAGUUGGUGGCCCGAUAUGUCGGUCAUGUGGCGCAAGAGGUCGAUGAGGGUGACCAAGACUCGCAUCCCACCAACCUUGAAGUGCUAAAAGUGGUUCUUAAUGAAUUCGAACGAGCUUUUAUGCGAGGAAACGAUGUGCAUGCCGUCGCCGCAACAUUAUCCGGAAUAUCAGCCAAGAAAAUCUCGGUUGUAAAGGCAUACUAUGCCGCUCGUGCAGCUGCAGGUCGCUCGACCAAGCCCUACGACUCCGCCUUGUUCCGUGCUGCCGGCGACGAACGUGCUAGUGUGUAUACUGUUUUUGGCGGGCAGGGCAACAUUGAAGAAUACUUUGACGAACUGCGAGAGGUCUACACCACCUACCCUGCGUUCGUUGAGGAUUUGAUCUCCUCGUCAGCCGAGCUCCUUCAAUCCCUGUCUCGCGAUCCUGAUGCAGUGAAACUCUACCCUAAAGGAUUAGAUAUUUUACAAUGGCUUCACGACCGUGAUUCGCAACCUGAUACCGACUACUUGGUGUCGGCUCCUGUCAGUCUGCCACUCAUUGGUUUGGUGCAGUUGGCACACUACAUGGUGACCUGUAAAGUUCUGGGUAGACAGCCAGGUGAGCUCUUGGAGCGCAUUAGCGGAACUACCGGUCAUUCGCAGGGUGUUGUCACUGCUGCUGCCAUUGCUGCUGCAAAGACAUGGGAAGACUUUGCAAAGGCUGCGAGAGACGCCAUUACUUUGCUUUUCUGGAUUGGUCUCCGUAGCCAGCAAGCUUACCCUCGAACGUCUCUGGCGCCUUCAACUCUUCAAGAUUCUAUUGAGAACGGUGAAGGUACUCCGACUCCCAUGCUGUCCAUCCGCGACCUUCAACGCGCAGCGGUACAAGAACAUAUUGAUGCCACAAACCAGCAUUUGCCUCAGGACAGGCAUAUUGCUAUCUCUUUAGUCAACAGUGCCCGAAAUUUUGUCGUCACGGGUCCCCCCAUUUCACUAUACGGUUUGAACUUGCGCCUACGAAAAGUCAAGGCUCCAACGGGUCUUGAUCAGAACAGGGUACCUUUCACCCAGCGCAAAACUCGAUUUGUGAAUCGCUUCCUUCCCAUCACCUCUCCUUUCCACAGUCCUUAUUUGGCAUCUGCAUAUGACCAGAUUUUGGAAGAUGUUGAAGGAGUUGAGAUCUCGGGCAAAUCUUUGGUUGUCCCUGUUUUUGAUACCAAGACUGGUGAGGAUCUCCGAGCGGUUGGUGACAAGAACAUCAUUCCAGAGCUCGUACGCAUGAUCACGCGCGACCCAGUAAACUGGGAGCAGGCUACUGUUUUCCCCAAGGCUACUCACAUUGUCGAUUUCGGACCGGGUGGAAUUUCUGGUUUGGGUGUCCUUACCAAUCGCAACAAGGAUGGCACUGGCGUCCGUGUGAUCUUGGGUGGUGCCCUCGACGGCACAAACGCGGAGGUCGGCUACAAGCCAGAGUUGUUCGACCGCGACGAACAUUCAGUGAAAUUCGCCGUGGAUUGGGUCAAGGAACAUGGGCCUCGCCUGGUGAAAAAUUCCGUUGGUCAAACAUAUGUCGACACAAAGAUGAGCAGGCUGUUGGGCGUUCCCCCAGUGAUGGUGGCCGGUAUGACCCCUACGACAGUCCCGUGGGACUUCAUCGCUGCCACGAUGAACGCUGGUUAUCACAUUGAGUUGGCAGGUGGCGGUUACUACAAUGCCAGAACAAUGACCGAAGCUCUCACUAAGAUUGAGAAGGCCAUUCCUCCCGGUCGCGGUAUAACUGUUAACCUGAUUUAUGUCAACCCGCGUGCUAUGGGAUGGCAGAUUCCUUUGAUCGGAAAACUCCGUGCUGACGGCGUCCCUAUCGAGGGUCUUACAAUCGGUGCUGGUGUGCCAUCCAUUGAAGUCGCCAACGAAUAUAUUGAAACACUAGGCAUCAAGCACAUCUCUUUCAAGCCAGGCUCUUCCGACGCUAUCCAGCAAGUUAUCAACAUUGCUAAAGCCAAUCCUUCAUUCCCUGUCAUCCUUCAAUGGACUGGUGGUCGCGGUGGUGGUCAUCAUUCGUUUGAAGAUUUCCAUCAACCCAUCCUGGCGAUGUACGGCCGUAUCCGCAAAUGUAGCAACAUCGUACUUGUUGCUGGUAGUGGUUUCGGUGGCUCUGAGGAUACUUAUCCUUAUCUCACUGGUACUUGGUCGUCCAAGUUCGGUUACCCUCCAAUGCCCUUCGAUGGCUGCAUGUUCGGUAGUCGUAUGAUGACCGCAAAGGAAGCACACACUUCUCUCAACGCCAAAAAAGCGAUCGCUGCCGCUCCUGGUGUCGGUGACGAGGAAUGGGAACAGACCUACCAAAAGCCUACUGGUGGUGUGAUCACAGUGUUGUCCGAAAUGGGCGAACCCAUUCAUAAGCUCGCUACCCGUGGUGUGCUCUUCUGGAGUGAGUUGGACAAGAAGAUUUUCUCUCUCGACAAAGCCAAGCGGGUACCGGAGUUGAAGAAGAACAGAGACUGGAUCAUCAAGAAGCUGAACGAUGAUUUCCAGAAAGUGUGGUUCGGCCGCAAUUCCGCUGGUGAGACUGUGGAUCUUGAAGACAUGACAUACACUGAGGUUGUCCACCGUAUGGUCGAAUUGAUGUACGUCAAGCAUGAAUCCCGCUGGAUUGACGAAAGUCUCAAGAAACUCACCGGUGACUUUAUUCGCCGUGUAGAGGAACGCUUCACUUCAACAGAGGGUCAGGCCUCUCUCCUCCAGAACUACUCUGAACUCAAUCAGCCAUACCCGACAGUUGACAAAAUUUUGUCUACUUACCCUGAGGCCUCCACUCAGCUAAUUAAUGCUCAGGAUGUACAGCAUUUCCUAUUGCUUUGCCAGCGACGUGGUCAAAAGCCCGUUCCGUUUGUCCCUGCUUUGGAUGAGAACUUUGAAUUCUGGUUCAAGAAGGACUCUCUCUGGCAAUCAGAGGACUUGGAGGCCGUUUACGGUCAGGAUGUUGGCCGAACAGCCAUUUUGCAAGGUCCUAUGGCUGUCAGAUACGUCACAAAAGUCGACGAGCCUAUCAAGGAAAUUCUCGACAACAUCCACAAUGGACAUGUCCAGUACCUCAUUCGAGACAUCUAUGCAGGCAAGGAGGAAGACGUUCCAGUCAUUGAAUACUUUGGUGGACAGCCUCUUAAACCCCUUGAUGAAGACCUUGAGAUUGAUGGCCUCACCGUGUCUCAAGAUGGUAACAAGACUACUUACCGGCUUUCGAACUCUCCGUCUGCAACGCUUCCCGAGCUAGACACCUGGAUGCAGAUCCUUGCCGGCCGAAACUACUCAUGGCGCCAUGCCUUCUUCACCACAGAAGUCUUUGUUCAAGGCCAACGUUUUGAGACCAAUCCUCUGAAACGAUUGCUCGCGCCAACAAGAGGCUUGUACGUUGAGAUUGUCUCCCCUGAGGAUCCUGAGAGGACCGUUAUCAGCGUCAGGGAACCCAGUCAGUCAUCGAAAUUAGUCAAGACGGUCGAGAUCAAGUUGGUGGGACCAAAGGAGAUUGCUCUCACCAUGUUUGAGGGCCGAACUGCCGAGGGAGGCGUCAUUCCCUUGACUUUCCGCUUCACCUACCACCCGGAAACUGGAUACGCUCCGAUCCGCGAGGUCAUGGAGAAUCGCAACGAUCGCAUCAAGGAAUUCUACUACCGCGCAUGGUUCGGAGAGAGGAACGUUCCUUUCGAUACUCCCAUCACUGCAAUCUUUGAUGGCGGUCGUGAGACGAUCACAGCCCAAGCCGUCGCUGACUUUGUCCACGCUGUUGGUAACACUGGGGAGGCUUUCGUCAACCGCCCUGGUCGCGUCACCUACGCUCCUAUGGACUUUGCUAUUGUUGUUGGAUGGAAAGCCAUCACCAAGCCUAUCUUCCCACGGAGAAUUGAUGGUGAUCUACUGAAGUUGGUUCAUCUUUCCAACGGCUUCAGAAUGGUUCCCGGCGCCGAGCCCCUCAAAGUCGGAGAUGUCCUUGACACUACUGCCCAGAUUAACGCGGUUAUCAAUCAAGAUUCGGGUAAAAUGGUUGAAGUCUGUGGAACCAUUAAACGCGAAGGCAAGCCGAUCAUGCAUGUCACCAGCCAGUUCUUGUACCGAGGAACCUAUGACGACUACGAGAACACUUUCCAACGCAAAGAUGAGGUCCCUAUGCAAGUGCAUCUUACCUCGACCAAGGACAUCGCCGUUCUUCGGUCAAAGGAAUGGUUCCGCCUUGACGAACCCGAUGUGGAGCUUCUUGGACAGACUUUGACUUUCAGACUUCAGUCGCUUGUUCGCUUCAAGAACAAGACCGUCUUCAGCAGUGUCCAGACCAUUGGUCAAGUCCUCCUCGAACUGCCUACCAAAGAAAUCAUCCAGGUCGCUUCUGUCGACUAUGAAGCUGGUUUGUCCCAUGGUAAUCCCGUCAUUGAUUACCUUGAGCGCAACGGUUCCUCCAUCGAACAGCCGGUCAACUUUGAGAACCCCAUCCCUCUCAGUGGUAAGACGCCGCUCGAGCUUCGUGCCCCUGCCUCCAAUGAGAACUAUGCACGUGUGUCUGGUGAUUACAAUCCAAUCCACGUCUCCCGUGUAUUCUCUAGCUAUGCUAAAUUGCCUGGCACUAUCACUCAUGGAAUGUACUCAAGUGCUGCUGUACGCAGCCUGGUUGAGACUUGGGCUGCUGAGAACAACAUUGGCCGCGUCCGAAGCUUCCAUGUCAACCUCGUUGGUAUGGUGCUACCCAAUGAUGCCAUUGCUGUCAAACUUGAACACACUGGUAUGAUUGCGGGUCGCAAGAUCGUCAAAGUUGAAGUGCGAAACAAGGACACCGACGAGAUGGCAUUGCAAGGUGAAGCAGAAGUUGAGCAACCUGUUUCGUCCUACGUCUUCACUGGACAAGGUUCUCAGGAACAAGGAAUGGGUAUGGAUCUUUACGCUAGCAGUGAAGUGGCAAAGGAGGUCUGGGACCGUGCCGACAAGCAUUUCUUGGAAAACUACGGCUUCUCCAUCAUUGACAUUGUGAAGAAUAACCCCAAGGAGUUGACCAUCUACUUUGGUGGUCCACGAGGAAAAGCAAUUCGUCAGAACUACAUGUCCAUGACUUUCGAGACUGUCAAUGCGGAUGGAUCGAUCAAGUCUGAGAAGAUCUUCAAAGAGGUCGAUGAGAAUACCAACUCCUACACCUACCGAUCUCCAGCAGGUCUCUUGUCUGCAACUCAAUUCACGCAGCCUGCAUUGACCUUGAUGGAAAAGGCCAGCUUUGAGGAUAUGCGCUCCAAGGGUCUCGUCCAGAGAGAUAGCAGCUUCGCUGGACAUUCACUUGGUGAAUACUCUGCGUUGGCCGCUCUUGCCGAAGUCAUGCCUAUUGAGAGCUUGGUUUCCGUUGUCUUCUACCGUGGUUUGACCAUGCAAGUCGCUGUUGAGCGUGACGAACAAGGUCGCUCUAACUACUCCAUGUGCGCUGUCAAUCCCAGUCGUAUUUCCAAGACCUUCAACGAGCAGGCUCUUCAAUAUUGUGUUGAGAACAUUUCGGAAGUUACAGGAUGGUUGCUGGAGAUUGUCAAUUAUAAUGUGGCCAACAUGCAAUACGUGGCUGCUGGAGAUUUGCGUGCUCUUGACACCCUUACAAAUCUGUUGAACGUGCUUAAAGCACAGAAGAUCGACAUCCAAGCACUCAUGCAGCAAAUGUCUCUUGAAGAUGUCAAGGAGCACCUGGUACAAAUCAUCCACGAGUGUGUCAAGCAAACCGAAGCCAAGCCCAAACCCAUCACCCUUGAGCGUGGAUUUGCCACGAUUCCUCUGCGUGGUAUCGAUGUGCCUUUCCACAGUACGUUCUUGCGCUCUGGAGUCAAGCCGUUCCGAUCAUUCUUGCUCAAGAAGAUCAACAAGACCACCAUCGACCCAAGCAAGUUGAUUGGAAAGUACAUUCCUAACGUGACUGCUCGUCCAUUCGAGAUCACCAAGGAAUAUUUUGAGGAUGUGUACAGGUUGACGGGCUCUCCUCGUAUCGCCAAUGUGUUGGCUAAUUGGGAUAAAUAUGAGGAUCCCAAGGAAGCCGUUGCCGCCACACGAGCACCUGCUUCUUGAAUCGAAAGAAGGGGGGUUGUGUAUAAAAGUUGAUAAAGAAAGUAAUGAUUUUGUUUGAUUUGCAGUUUCUCAUGUCAAUGUCAUGCAUGGAUGAUUGUUUUAUACAUACAAUUAAAUUUAGAUAUCGAUUGGUUGUUUUCAUUUUUUCUUUUCAUGGCGCAUUCGAUGUUUUUUCUUGUUAAUGACGACAUUAAUAGAUAGAAGUACCCUGUACCUACCUUUUAAUCAAUGGACUUUCAAAUG
Molecule: messenger RNA, 6809 nt
Organism: Talaromyces stipitatus ATCC 10500
Lineage: Eukaryota; Fungi; Ascomycota; Eurotiomycetes; Eurotiales; Trichocomaceae
Product: fatty acid synthase beta subunit, putative
Exons: 4
Coding region: 288-6566 (2092 amino acids)
Biological process (GO): long-chain fatty acid biosynthetic process
Cellular component (GO): fatty acid synthase complex
Molecular function (GO): enoyl-[acyl-carrier-protein] reductase (NADH) activity; [acyl-carrier-protein] S-acetyltransferase activity; fatty acid synthase activity
Source: RefSeq, a predicted model, not a curated record